Dracunculus medinensis (Guinea worm) is the source of this 2418-nucleotide messenger RNA. The record is from the annotation of a GenBank genome assembly. Lineage: Eukaryota; Metazoa; Nematoda; Chromadorea; Rhabditida; Dracunculidae.
AUGGAUGUUGGCGUUGGAUCGAACAGCUUUCUAGCCAACAUACCAAUUGUGUCUGGAAAUAUCGAUUUGAGUGAUACAUCAGGUUUAGUCCCUAUUAAUAAUCAAACACCACUCACUUCUGUUGUUUCAUCUAAUGAAACAGUUGCUUCGCAUUUGGCGCCAACUAAUUUGUCUCAUGUGCGACUUACAUCGAUCGAUGGUGAACAACAACAAGAACAUUCCGAUGAUCGUCAUAUUGUAUAUGAACCUUACUUUAUUGAUCCAAAAAAUGGUGGAACUUCCGUACUUAUUCGUUCUGGAGAAAUGCAUGUCGAUGAAAGACGUAAUUCUCAUUUGAACAUUAAUCAGAAAUUUGUAAAGAAUUCGGACACCGGCCAAAUUUCUCCAUUAUUGGGCGCAAAUUACUCAUCGAUACGUGAUCAUGGAAAAAAAAAUGAAACUAAUAGUGCGGGAAAGAGUUGUCAAAAAAUUACAGUUGGUGAAAAAAAGAAGAUAAAACGGUUGCAUAUACGAAAACAAGGACUUCAACGUGUUAAUGAGUUGGACAAAUUUAAUGUGCUUCGUCAAUCAAAUGAUACGUCGAAUGAAGAUGAGUUAGAUAAAGUUCAUCUGCGAGAAAAACGAGCGCGCCGUGCUGAAGCUGCUCGUCAGCGAUAUCAGCGAAUGAAUUCUGAGGAAAGACGUUUAUAUAAUCAAAGAAGACGAUUAAGACAAUUGGGAUUGCAAGCCAUUAAAAAAUCAUCCAUUGAUGAAGAGAAAAUUAAGCAACAUAUCAUUGAACAAAAUGCGAAAAAAGCUGAAGCUGCCCGCCUUCGAUAUCAUCGAAUGAGUGAUGAUGAAAAACGAAUUUAUAAUCAGAGACGAACAGAAGCAUUUCGUCGACGCCGCAUAGAAGAAGAAAUUUUGCUUUCGACACCGGCUGGUAGAAUAAGUGCCGAAGCUUUAAGCAAAGCUCAACAAAUAAUGCUUAGGAAUGCAAAAAGAGCUGAAGCAGCUAGGCAACGAUACCAGAGGAUGACACCAGAACAGCGCAAGAUUUAUAACCAGAAGCGAUCAUCAGCAAAAAAAGCUCGAGAAAAAUUAGUGCGAUCAACAACAGAGAGUUACGAAAUAAUAAGAUUGGACGAUGACUGCAAUGCCAGCGAAGAAGCAUUGUCGGCAUUAGAGCGAGAUGUUAUCAAGCGGACAAAACAGGCACAUAUGGUACUUAUGAGACAGAAACGAAGUAAUAUGCAAGAUCAGUUGGUUAUGAUCACAACUGCUUCCGAUGGUUCUCAGACAAUAAUUCCAGCUACCACUAUGGAAGAUGGGAAACAAGUCUUUCAUGUACCAGUAUCCUCAGCCACAUUGAAUAGAGAAAAGCAAAUUUUCCAUAUUCCAGUUACAUCAAACGAUUCAUCCUAUACUUCGCCGAUUUUGAAUCAGCAAAUUUCUGAACCGGUUCAUCUUCAUGGUAACCCAUUGGUUUCUGUUAGUCAGACUGAAGCAUGUGGACAGUUCGUCGAAGUUUCAGCUCCUGUGAUCGGAAUUAUUGAUGAUUCGCAACCAUCUUUUGAGAAACAGAGUCAACGGCAACAGAGUGGACAGUCUGUCAUAUUAACUAUACCUGAGAUACUUAUUGCCGAUUUAAACCAACCUACUGGAGCUGUUUUGUCGAAUGGUAUUAACAGUUUACGACAACACGGCCGACCGUCUUUAUAUUCACCUACCGCUUCAGUUAUACAACAGAAACAGCAGACGCAGGAGCAACAGCGGGGAUUUGUUCCAACGAGUGGGUCUUUUUGUGCAGAAGCUGAUUUCCCAUCUAGUUCGCGAAACAAUAAUCAAAGUACAGGUAUUUCUAAUAUUUCUAGCAGUGUAGAUAUUUUGGCCAUUGCAAAUGCCGCUACUGUAAGUGCCUCCAUUGAAUUAACGCAAGAACAAAAAAUGGAACUCCAAAAAGCUAAACGGGCAGAAAGAGCCAGAUUACGGUAUCAUAGAAUGACACAAGAGGAACGGAGACUUUUCAAUGCUCGCAGAGCUAGUGCAUUACGCGAAGCGCGACUACGUGAUGAACAGCUCUGUCAGUUAGCUGAAUCGGUGGAGCAAAAUGGCGGUAGUUUGGAUGCUGCAAUUAUGGCACAGAGACGCCGGGCUCGUCGAGCUGAAGCUGCUAGGUUGAAAUAUCAUCGUAUGACCAGUGAGGAAAGGAAGCGGUUUAAUGCUGCUAGGGAUGCACAACGACGGAGAAGGAAACGUGAACGACAAGCCACUGUUGCUUCAAUCAGUCAGCAACACGAAACGAUCGAUGAUGAAAUAAUUGAUGUCGUCCGCGAUCAAGAAACGCAUGUACAAGUUAGCACUUCCGAUCCAUCUUUAACUUCAUACAAUGCGUACAUAAAUUACAGUGAACAAUUAGAACAUGACUGGACUAAUUAG